CUGAGCUGGCAGUGUGACUUUCAAACUUAAACAGGCGAAAGAGAAUUGACUGUGAGAUAUAUACUUGCGGUUAGAAUUUCCUUAUUUUUGGAGCUACACAAACAUUCGUUUAAAAUGGCACAGAACAAGGUCUGGAAGAAUUCCUUGGUUCAAUUGAAGAUAUCUGAGGUUCACACCUUAUUCGUUAACCUAACUCCAGAGAUCGUGGCUGAAUUCAUGAUGAAAGGCUGGAAUAGUUAUGAGCAACAAUUAGUCAGCAGUCGUCAAUAAGAAACUGCAACCUCGAUUCGGGGCCUAUUGGGGCCCAUUCUCCAUAUUCUCGUAAAUGUUCUACAUCCAACCCCCGAGAGGGGUUCUCGCCUUCAACACACUGACGUCCUGUAUUGAUACACGGAUCGACUACCUCGAACUUGUUUACGACAACAAAGUUGACAGUUUUGAGGGCAACAUAGAAUAUCUAUUCGAGGGUUCAAAAUAUGACAGAACUGGCCAUUUCACUUUGAGACUCCUGGCCUCAGCAUCCAACGAUUUGUGGGCCUACUGGGUGACAAGGGAAACGAUUUUGCUCGAAUAUAGGCUGGGUCAUGUCUCCCAGAGACAGAUACACCGCAUGUUCAAAAAUAUCCAAAACUCUGUAGAGUCGACAAUGGAAUAUGACCCACUCCAUGCAGCGCUGCACAAAAUUAGCACAUUCUUUUUGCAACGAGAUAUAUUCUCUCAUAUAAUUGGUAAAAAUCAUUCCGACUACUGCGAAGACUACAGCGUAAAACUCAAAUUUCAGACAGUACCAGAUUUGAUAAAGAAAAGGCUUGUCGAUCUUCGAGAGGGCGAUGCAAUAAUAUUUUGUUCAAGAUGGAAACAGCUCAUCAAAUCAUUAUUCAAGUCUCUCCUAUCGAGAGAUAAAGCUAAUCUGGAGAAAGGAUGCCUGACAAACAUGAUAAAGUCGGACCCUCGAUUGAACUUUAUCCACCAAAGAAUAGAGUUGCGAUUGAUGAAAGGGGGGCAGAUUGGAAAUAGUAGAAUAACUGUCAAUAAUAUAGAUUCGGAAGUUUAUAACUUUCCCCUGUGUAUGAGCCAUUUACACUUCACACUACGCCGGCUUCAUAGACUCAGUCACAAUGCACGAUUUUACUAUAGUCUGUUCUUGAAAGACAGUGGAAUGACUGUCGACGAAUCCCUAGUAUUCUGGAGACUUGAAUACUCACAGCCUCACACAUGUACUUGCUCAUGCUCUCACAACUGGCAGUCCGAUACUCGUAGAUUCACCUAUAGUAUCAGGCAUUUGUAUGGGCUUGAAGGUUCUCGCAAAAAUUAUAAUACUCCAAACUGCAGUGUCAUUUGCAAUAAUACAAAUGGGCCAAGAUACGAGGGUGGUUGCCCUUUCAAAAGCUUUGACAGAGACAAGCUGAAAGAGCUACUAAGAUGUGUUAUGAAGCAAAGUAACAUGGACUCAUAUCUGGAUACUUUUUCGAAACAGAAACCGGAAGUUGCCUGCGCAUCUUUCUUGAAAUCGCAACGCAUGAAAAACAUUGACAACACAUUUAUUAACAGCCCGGUACAGUAUUAUCAGCUAAUGAAAGAAUACGAUUGA
This is a messenger RNA of Neodiprion virginianus, 1591 nucleotides long. Its product is annotated as DNA primase large subunit-like. Gene Ontology annotation, cellular component: alpha DNA polymerase:primase complex. Gene Ontology annotation, biological process: DNA replication, synthesis of primer. The record is from RefSeq and is a predicted model, not a curated record. Lineage: Eukaryota; Metazoa; Arthropoda; Insecta; Hymenoptera; Diprionidae. The transcript is spliced from 5 exons. Bases 326 to 1591 code for a protein of 421 amino acids.